UCAUAUUCCGGUUUUGCUGUUGCCAAACUCUGCCGUAUUGACACCGACAGGUGUCGACUGUGAGUUUAUCUGCCUUUUAGAAGACUAUUCUUCUCGCUGCGGGAAUCUUGGCGUUGACGGUGGAAUGUUUUGACAGCUGUCAUCACUUUUGUUGAACAUGAAGCCUCUGGAUUUUGAAGCCACCAACUUAACGGUGCAGCCCCCAGAGAUCAUAUGUGAGAAAUGGAGAGAGGGUUCCGAGAGUUCGGUGUUCCACCUCGCCAACAUCUUCCUUUUCCUCGGCUUCAUGGGUGGCAGUGGUAUUUACGGAACCUUCUUUGUGUUCACCUUCUUGACUCUGGGCUUCUUCUGCACCACUCUCUGGGCUUGGACGGAUUCGUGCAGCGCCGACGCGUUCCUGUGGUGUUUAGCGCUCUUCGCUGUGUGUUUGGGUCAGGUUCUGCACGCUGCCUACAGAAUCAAAAGCAUCUCAUUCAAUAGAGACUUUCAGGAGCUUUACACCUGCGUGUUCAAGAAGAUCGGAGUGUCACUCUCACAAUUUGGGGAGAUCCUUUCUUGUUCUGAUGGAGAGCUCCACACCAUAGAGAAGGACCACUUCUUUGCCGUAGAAGGGAAGACUGCCAUCGAUAAACUAUCAGUGCUCAUGUCCGGCAGAAUCCGAGUGACUGUUAACGGCGAGUUUCUGCACUACAUCUACCCAUUCCAGUUUCUGGAUUCACCAGAAUGGGAUUCUCUCAAACCAUCAGAAGAGGGUGUAUUCCAGGUCACCCUAUCAGCUGAUAACUCAUGCUCAUAUGUGGCAUGGAGGAGGAAGAAACUCUAUCUUCUUUUUGCUAAACACCGCUACAUAGCGAGAAUCUUUGCCCUGGUUGUGCGGAAUGACAUUGCAGAGAAGCUGUACUCCCUUAACGACAGCGCUUUCAACUGCUCUGGAUAUCGCUAUGAUCUCCGCUUACCAAGUUACUGUCACAUGCCAGGGACUGAAUUAGAAAAGGCAAAUGUCCCAAGGAAAGUCCCAGUGCAGGUUGAAAUGUCUGCUUGACCACACAAACACGAGUGAAGAGCUCACGCUUUCCUCAGUGGAAUAAUAGAAAGAGGUCAUUUGCUUGUUUGGCUUCAUUUUCAUCCAUCGUAUUCAUAUUUACAUUAAAUCUAGAGAAAUAUCUAUGAAUGUAGAGUAUAGGCAACAUGUCUCAUAUCAUGGGAUCAAAAUAGACUUAUCUUAUAAAUAUGUAAGUGCAGAUGUUAGAAUGGGGCAAGGGUCGCUCAUUUUUAUGAGCAAGUGUACGUACGAUCACAAUUAUUUUAUUGCUGUGGUGAAUAUUAUUUUUUUACUAGAAGUCCCCAAAUGGCCACAGUAAAGCUAAUUAAGCUACAGUAUGUAGAACGUCUUAUUUAUGAUGCAAUUGUAGUUGUGUUGUCAUGCAUGAGUAUUUUUGGUAAUUAUUUUGUGUUUUAUGUCAAUUAAUUCGGAUAGUUACAGGUGAAACUUUUUGCUAUUAAAGUAAUGCUUACCUGUAAUUGUGUAAUUAGUUCCUUUGAUCGUGGCGUUUCGGUUAUUUGUUAGUGUUUCUGCGAAAAUUAUGCAAUAAAUGAAGUAAUUAAAUAAUUAGUAAUCCAAACUGCAA
This is a messenger RNA of Syngnathus acus (greater pipefish), 1628 nucleotides long. It is a transcript of the gene popdc3, whose product is annotated as popeye domain containing 3. The transcript is spliced from 3 exons. Bases 158 to 1042 code for a protein of 294 amino acids. Gene Ontology annotation, cellular component: sarcolemma. The record is from RefSeq and is a predicted model, not a curated record. Gene Ontology annotation, molecular function: cAMP binding. NCBI's taxonomy places the organism in Eukaryota, Metazoa, Chordata, Actinopteri, Syngnathiformes, Syngnathidae.